Melospiza georgiana is the source of this 824-nucleotide messenger RNA. Its product is annotated as ADP-ribosylation factor-like protein 3. Gene Ontology annotation, cellular component: cytoplasm; microtubule cytoskeleton. The record is from RefSeq and is a predicted model, not a curated record. Lineage: Eukaryota; Metazoa; Chordata; Aves; Passeriformes; Passerellidae. The coding region runs from base 45 to 608 and encodes 187 amino acids. Gene Ontology annotation, molecular function: GTPase activity; GTP binding. The transcript has 6 exons. Gene Ontology annotation, biological process: cilium assembly.
GCAGCUCCCCAGGCGGUGCCGCGGGCCGGAGCCACUCCCGGACCAUGGGGGAUGUGCAGAAGGGGCUGCUCUCCGUCAUCCAGAGGCUGAAGGGAUCCCCGGAGCAGGAGCUCCGCAUCGUCCUGCUGGGGCUGGACAACGCGGGCAAGACCACGCUGCUGAAGCGCCUGGCGUCUGAGGAGGUCAGCACCAUCACCCCCACACAGGGAUUCAACAUAAAGAGCGUGCAGUCCCACGGGUUGAAGCUGAACGUUUGGGAUAUCGGGGGGCAGCGCUCCAUCCGCCCCUACUGGAAGAAGUACCUGGGCAGCACAGACCUGCUGAUUUAUGUCAUUGACAGCGCUGACCAGAAGCGUUUCGAGGAGACAGGGCAGGAGCUGGCAGAGCUCACGGAGGACGAGUCCCUGACGGGGGUCCCGCUGCUGGUGUUUGCCAACAAGCAGGACCUGGUGACUGCAGCACCUGCAGCUGAAAUCGCAGAGGGGCUGAGCCUGCACACCUACCGGGACCGGGAGUGGCAGAUCCAGGCCUGCUCGGCCCUAUCUGGGGAAGGGGUGCAGGAUGGGAUGAACUGGAUUUCCAGCCAGAUCAUGAACAGGAAGAAGUGAGAGCUGCCAAGUGCCAGACGGGACUGAGCUGCAGGUCCCUACGCCACGGCCAACCCCUCAUGUCCCUCGGCUCCCCCCGAGCCUCGGCUGGGCCCUGAGCCUCAGACUGCCAGGCUCAGAUGAUUUUCCCAUCCAGUGUUCCACAAAUCAAUCGGCUUCCCCUCUCCCUGCCUCUUGGGCUUCCACGGGCUCCUCACAGCCCCGAUCCCCUGCAGC